AUGCUGCUUGCAACAGCCCUCCCCAGAGUGUCCUGGAUGCUGCUGUCCUGCCUGAUGAUCCUGUCUCAGGUCCAAGGUGAUGACUCCCAGUCAGAAUUAGGUUCUCCAAGCAUCAAUUGUCCCAAAGGCACAAAGACCUAUGGUUCCUUCUGUUAUGCUGUCUUUAAAACACAAAAAACCUGGAUGGAUGCAGAACUGGCCUGUCAGAAGAUGCCCUUGGGAAAUCUCGUGUCUGUGCUCAAUAGGGCUGAGGCAUCCUUCGUAUCCUCCCUGAUCAGAAGCACUGUGAACUCCCACCAGUUUGUUUGGCUUGGGCUCUCGGACCCCACAGAGGGAAGUGAACCCAACGGAGAAGGAUGGGAGUGGAGUAGCACCAAUUUGCUGCGUUACACUGCCUGGGAUACAGUCGCUUCUAAUGCUGGGAACAGAGGUUUCUGUGCAAGCCUGACAAGAAGCUCAAAAUUUCUUAAAUGGAGAGAUUAUAACUGCGACGUAGAGCUACCCUAUGUCUGCAAAUUCAGGUACUAG
This is a messenger RNA of Ochotona curzoniae (black-lipped pika), 528 nucleotides long. RefSeq names its product regenerating islet-derived protein 3-gamma-like. The transcript has 5 exons. Gene Ontology annotation, biological process: positive regulation of cell population proliferation; venom-mediated disruption of cell wall in another organism; response to peptide hormone. Bases 1 to 528 code for a protein of 175 amino acids. Gene Ontology annotation, molecular function: signaling receptor activity; oligosaccharide binding; peptidoglycan binding. The record is from RefSeq and is a predicted model, not a curated record. NCBI's taxonomy places the organism in Eukaryota, Metazoa, Chordata, Mammalia, Lagomorpha, Ochotonidae.